Salvelinus namaycush (lake trout) is the source of this 2326-nucleotide messenger RNA. RefSeq names its product proprotein convertase subtilisin/kexin type 7-like. The record is from RefSeq and is a predicted model, not a curated record. The transcript is spliced from 16 exons. Gene Ontology annotation, cellular component: trans-Golgi network; Golgi membrane. Gene Ontology annotation, biological process: protein processing. NCBI's taxonomy places the organism in Eukaryota, Metazoa, Chordata, Actinopteri, Salmoniformes, Salmonidae. Gene Ontology annotation, molecular function: serine-type endopeptidase activity. The coding region runs from base 149 to 2326 and encodes 725 amino acids.
CGGAAAACGACAGAUGACAGUGAAAUAGCUAUCGCAAAUGAAAUUGUUGUCCACAAAUAAACUGUACAAUAAAGACGUCGACGAAAAGGCUGCAGGUCCUAAUGUGGAGGCAGAGCAGAACUUGCGUUGAGCACCUGCCUGUGUUGCCAUGGGUUCACCCCCCUUGUUCCUGCUCCUCCUGGGCCUGACCCCUAUGCUCCGUCUGACUGUUCAUACCCUCCACACGUCCGCCCCUCCCGUGGCUCCUCCACCCUCCUGUGGGCCGGGCCAGUCCUGGGCCGUCCGGUUGCACACAGACUCAGAGCUGCUGGAGGCUGACGGCUCCACCCUGCACGAGCUGGCCAGCAUGGUGGCUGAGCAGGCUGGCCUGGAGAACAGGGGCCAGAUAGGGCAGCUGGAGGGCCACUACCUGCUCUGUGCCGGCCCCGAGGAGGAGGGCAGACCGGGGGACGUGCUGGCAGCCCACCCUCAUGUGCUCUGGCACUCCCAAGAGCAGGUCCUCAGCCGCUCCAAGAGGGCAAUGGCCUUCAACGACCCCAGAUACCCCUUACAGUGGCACCUGCAUAACGAUGUCAGGGAGGGCAUGGACAUCAAUGUGACUGGUGUAUGGGAGCGCAACAUCACAGGGACAGGGGUGACAGUGGUGGUCGUGGAUGAUGGGGUUCAGCACACCCUCCAGGAUAUUCAGCCAAACUAUAGUCCAGAGGGCAGUUAUGACUUGAACUCCAACGACCCGGACCCCAUGCCCCACCCGGACGUCCUCAGUGACAACCACCACGGCACGCGCUGCGCCGGGGAGAUUGCCGCCGUUUCCAACAACAGCUUCUGUGCUGUGGGCGUGGCCUAUGGCAGUAAAGUGGCAGGUAUCAGAGUCCUGGAUGGUCCGCUCACAGACAGUAUGGAGGCGGUGGCUUUCAACAAGCACUACCAGAUCAACGACAUCUACAGCUGCAGUUGGGGUCCUGAUGAUGAUGGCCGCACUGUUGAUGGACCACACCCCUUGGGCAAGGCGGCGCUGCAGCACGGAGUGAUUGCUGGCAGAAGGGGCUUCGGCAGUAUCUUUGUCGUCGCCAGUGGCAACGGAGGCCAGUACGAGGACAACUGCAACUACGAUGGCUAUGCUAACUCAAUCUACACUGUUACCAUUGGAGCAGUAAAUGAGGAAGGGAAGAUGCCCUUCUAUGCUGAGGAGUGUGCCUCCAUGUUGGCUGUCACAUUUAGCAGUGGAGGCAGAACGCUACGCAGUAUUGUGACAUCAGACUGGUCACUGCAGCAGGGCACGGGCUGUACUGACGGGCACACGGGCACCUCGGCGGCGGCACCCCUGGCGGCUGGCAUGGUGGCUCUGAUGCUGCAGGUCCGGCCCUGUCUCACCUGGAGAGACGUGCAGCACGUCAUCACCUACACAGCCACACAGUAUGAUGUGCAAGGGGACUGGAAAAUCAAUGGAGCGGGCUUCCACCACAGUCACCAGCACGGCUUCGGCCUGCUCAACGCCUGGCGGCUGGUCAACGCUGCCAAGGUGUGGGAGAUGGUGCCGUUCCUAGUGUCCUAUCAGAGCCCAGUGCUGAAGGAGGAGGAGCUUAUCCCAGCCUAUCCGGAUCAACUCAACCUAACCUGGAACGUCACAGCAGCUGACCUCAGGCAGUCCGGGAUGCAGACCUUGGAGCACGUGUCUGUCACCUUGACGAUGGUCCAUACUCGCCGCGGCAACGUGGAGAUUGUACUACUCUGCCCCAGUGGCAUGACCUCACUCAUCGGGGCGCGCCGUACUCUUGACAUGGAUACCUCUGGUUACUCAGACUGGACGUUCUCCACUGUGCGCUGCUGGGGGGAGAGAGCCGAGGGCCAGUACAGGCUGCAAGUCUCUGACCACAAAGACCCUGGGUUGACCCUGGGCUCUCUGAAGCACUGGAAGCUCACUCUGUACGGCUCCUCUCUGUCCUUCGAAGAGGUCAAGGAGAGACAGAGUGUAGUGGAGGAGGCUAUGGGGGGGCAGUAUCUGGACAGCAGUUUCUCCCUGCCCUGUCCUGCAGGCAUGGACAUCCCCUCUGAGACGGUCAGCCCGUUCACCUCCAAGAGCCUCAAGUCUCUGCUACUGCUGGGCUGCUUUGCUCUCUUCUGGUCCCUGUACUACACCCUGGAGGUGACCCUGGCCAACCUGGACUUUAGGGGACUGUGUCGGCGGGGCAGGGGGACGCGGGGCUCCCGCGGGGGACGGGGGAGAGGCACUGGAACUCUGGGGGACAACUCUGAGCUGGAGAUGCAGAGUGUGUUGGACUCAGAGUACAAGGUGCCCUUCAUCACUGGAGACACUGCCACAUAA